Molecule: messenger RNA, 831 nt
Organism: Wyeomyia smithii (pitcher-plant mosquito)
Lineage: Eukaryota; Metazoa; Arthropoda; Insecta; Diptera; Culicidae
Gene: ETH
Exons: 2
Coding region: 34-651 (205 amino acids)
Source: RefSeq, a predicted model, not a curated record
AUCUUCGUCGAAAUAAGUUACUGUUCCAACGUCAUGAGACUUCUACUAUUGCUAACCGUCGUCUAUGCUGCAUCAGCAGCGGAGACACCCGGGUUCUUCAUAAAACUGUCUAAAAGUGUUCCUCGCAUUGGACGUCGCGGUGAUUUCGAAAAUUUCUUUUUAAAACAGUCUAAAAGUGUACCUCGCAUCGGCAGACGCAGCGGAUUUAUGGCCUCAUCGCAAGACACCUCGAGCAAUUGGUUCGAUCGACUCCUUCGACCUUCCAAGCGCCCACUCACCGAUAAUACCGAGCCAACGGAAAACAGUCGAACUUACAGCAAAGUGCGUCCCCUGGAUCUACACCACAUUAUAGACAUCCUUUCGGACGAUUUGUUCUUCGGAUCAGAUCUUAAGUUCAUUUCCUGGGAUGUGCUGGACAAGGCACUAGAGGAAGAUCCCGAUCUGAUGGCUAAACUCAGUGCUUUGGCCCGUGAUAAGGAGGUUCACCAAUUGAAACAAUUAUUGUCCACCGACAAGAAUGAACUCGUUCAAUAUGUCCCGCUUGAAGGCAGUCCAGCAGAAACCCACUCUAACAAGGCCUAUAUUUAUCGCACCGAUGGAGAAGAACGGAACAAUCAACUUGGCAAGGAAAAUGUGGAGUACCAGCAAUGAAAUCAUCACAUCGACAAGCGAUUCGGAUCUGGUUCUUUUACUGAGCAGCUAACAAGUGCAAUUAGUGAUUCAUGGUUGCAGUGUAAUUUAAGACAUCGGUGUGGUUUUGACGUUCCUAUUUAUUGUAAUUCAUAAGUUUGGCCCUCUAAAAACUGUCACAUAUAUUUACAGUCUAAUCCU